Necator americanus (New World hookworm) is the source of this 999-nucleotide messenger RNA. RefSeq lists its product as uncharacterized. The transcript has 8 exons. Bases 1 to 999 code for a protein of 332 amino acids. The record is from RefSeq and is a predicted model, not a curated record. NCBI's taxonomy places the organism in Eukaryota, Metazoa, Nematoda, Chromadorea, Rhabditida, Ancylostomatidae. Gene Ontology annotation, molecular function: structural constituent of cuticle.
AUGACAGAGUAUUAUUUGAAGGAGACAUGCGAAUCGGAAAGGCUUAGGCGAACAACGUUUAUUGCGGUGUUGAUCUCCACAACGGCAGUGUUGUCAUCAGUGAUUACCCUGCCACUCGUCUACAGUUACAUCCAAGCAAUGCAAACACAUAUGUCCAACGAAUUGGACUACUGCAGAGCGAAAACACGUGAUCUUUGGGUGGAUGUGUAUGCGGCGCAGGAUUCGUUGAAUAUUCAUCGGGCGCAAUCGAAUCCUGAACUUGCGGAAUCCAGAGUGAGACGUGAAUGGUCGUUUGGACGAUGGCUUGAGAAGAGGGAAAACGACUACCCCGAAGGUGCACCUCCAGCAUCGCGUCCAGUUAAUUACGAGGAAACUAAGUCGGCGGGAAUUGAAAGAUUCACGGCUUGUUGUACAUGUCAGCAAGGACCUGCCGGUCCACCAGGGUUACCUGGUGACGACGGUGCGGAUGGACUAGACGGAAUGCCUGGCCGUAAUGGUACUCCAGGAAGAGAUGGUGUAGUAUUGCCGGCUCUUGGGCCUCCUCCUGAACCUUGUAUCAUAUGCCCACCCAGUCAGCCUGGGCUACCUGGAGCCAUGGGACCUAAAGGACCGCCGGGCCCACGUGGUGCGCCUGGAUUGUCUGGAAUUAAUGGGAAAAAAGGUGAACCAGGUAUAGCUGGUCCGCAAGGACCCACAGGUAUUCCGGGAAGGCCAGGAAAGAAGGGCCAGAGAGGGGAACCAGGAAGACUUGUGGUGGUUGCUGGGCCAGCAGGUCCUCCUGGGCCCAUGGGAGAACCCGGUCCGCCAGGUUCGAAAGGAGAGAAAGGCCGACCUGGCCGCCAGGGAUCAGCUGGACCUCCUGGAGUUCAAGGAGAGCGCGGUGUUCCUGGAUCACGUGGACGACCUGGAGUACGGGGAGAGCGUGGUGCACCCGGAGAAAAUGGUGCGAACGGAUCUUGCGAACAUUGUCCUCCACCGAGGCUUCCGCCAGGAUACUAG